CACUCUCCACUCUGGAGUGACCCACACCAGUCCAGGCUCAGCUCACUCACACGUCGCCAUCCCAGUAACCGCACCCCGCCCCGCCGCCCCUCCCGCAAAAAACCAACGGUUCCCCCGCGGCACCCCCACCCCACUGACCAACGAUGGUCGCCGCCGGCCGCAAGCGCUCCCGCCUGGCGCCCCGGUCGCCGGCGACGCGCCCCCGGUCGCCGCCGCCGCAGCUGACGGCGCUGCUGGCGCAGCUGGCCACGUCGGUGUCGCUGGCGCUGCGCUUCGCGUCGGACCGGGACCUGCUGCUCCGCCCGUCCCAGGCGCUGGCGCUCGACCCGCUGCUCCUCGCCGCCGCGCGGGCCGUGUCCCGCCUCCUGGCGCUCCUCCCGCUCCACCUCCAGACCAUCACGCUCACCUCGCUCUCGCUCUCCCCGCCCACCCCGCCGCCCUCGCUGCCCUCCUCCUGGUUCCUCCGCCUCGUCUCCGCCUCCCCCGCCCUCCCGGACUCCGCCUGGCGCGACGCCUUCCGCAUGUCCCGCCCCGCCUUCUACGCGCUCCUCCGCUCCCUCGCGCUCCCCGACCCCGCCGACCCCGCCGCCGCCUCCUCCUCCCUUUCCCUCCCUGCCGACCACAAGCUCGGCGCCGCGCUCUACCGGCUCGCGCACGCCGCGCCCGCGCGCGCCGUGGCGCGCCGCUUCGGCCUCCCGUCGCCCGCCGACGCGGCCCGCGCCUUCUACGAGGUCUGCCGCGCCGUCGCCGACCGCCUCGCGGCCCUGCUCGACCUCGCCGCGCCGGACCGCAUCUCCCGCGCCGUCCCCGGCUUCUGCGCGCUCUCCCUCCCCAACUGCUGCGGCGCGCUCGGGUACGCGCGCUUCGGGGGCGCCGCGGUCACCGCGCAGGCCCUGGUCGACGCCGAGGGCCGCUUCCUCGACGUCUCCGUCGGCUGGGACCCGUCCGAGGCGCCGCCGGAGGUCCUGCCGCGGACCAAGCUCUACACCUCGCAGUCGCUCGUGCUCGCCAACGCGCCCCACGGCGAGCUCAUCGGCGGCUCCGUGCCGCGCUACUUCCUCGCGCCCGCCUGCUGCCCGCUGCUGCCCUGGCUCGUCACGCCCUACAGGGACGCCGGCGACGACGGCACGUCCAAGGAGCGCAUCUUCAACGACGUGCACGCGCAGGGGGCGCGGCUGGUGAGGAGCGCGUUCGGCCGCGUGCGCGCGCGGUGGCAGCUGCUCGAGGAGUGCUGGAAGGGCGAGUGCCAGGAGGCGCUGCCGUACGUCGUGGUCGCCGGCUGCCUGCUGCACAAUUAUCUCAUCAAGUGCGGCGAGCCGAUGCCUGACGCGGCGGCUCCGGUGGACGCCGGCGCCGACGCGUUUGCGGACUUCGAGGGGGAGAAUGACAAGGAAGGGGAGAGGAUCCGGGAUGUUCUUGCCGUGCAUUUGAGCUUGGUGAGCCGUACCCAGUGAGGCAGUGUGUGAGCUAGUGAGCAAUUUGUGUGUGCUCUGCAGUUUUCCUUGGUGUACAUAUUAGUCUGAAUCUGAAUCCCCCAGCAUCGCCUGGAUUGCCCCCUGUAUGAGUAUGAGUAUGAGUGAUGCCGAGCUUCUGCCGGAGCUGCCUCUGUUCUAAUGAUGUACUCUUGCCGAUUCAGUUGA
Molecule: messenger RNA, 1640 nt
Organism: Hordeum vulgare subsp. vulgare (domesticated barley)
Lineage: Eukaryota; Viridiplantae; Streptophyta; Magnoliopsida; Poales; Poaceae
Product: protein ANTAGONIST OF LIKE HETEROCHROMATIN PROTEIN 1-like
Exons: 1
Coding region: 144-1454 (436 amino acids)
Source: RefSeq, a predicted model, not a curated record